GAAGGGAGCUGUGGAGCGGUCACUUCUUCAGUAGAAGUUUCAGUUUCAAUGCGGACACAAACACGGACACAGCGCUGCUCGCAGGAAAGAAGGGAGGAUCAUGGCUGCUCACAGAGAUUGGAUUCCGUACAGAAAUUCCAGAGGCUAUGAAGUAAUGUGCUGUGAAGGUGAGCAUGUGAGUGUAGCAAAGCUGAAAGCGGACCCCGGAUUAGACAAUUCCUACCUGAGAAGAACCAUUCCCCCUUAUCCAGACCCAGUCUUCCACAUAUCUGAAGUGUGCCAUGUGACUGGGGAGAGUGGACUUAAUGGUAUCUUCAGAGUUGGCGGAUUCCAGAAGUACUACCAGCUAGACGACAACUUCCUUUGGUGGAGUGUAUCAGUGACUAAGGACGACAUUGCUGAUGCUGAGAAGAAUUUCCUAGAGAAGCUAUUCCCAGGUGGCCAGGGCCAUAACCAGCAGCCUUUUCUGGAGAAGUUCACCACCUCACCGGCAUUCCAGAGCAAGUCUCGCUACGGCAACUUUCGUUUCACCUUUCCUCUGAAAACACUCCUGUGUAUGUACAAAAGGCAGUUCUGUCAUAACUCCUCUCUAGUUCUUCGUGUGUUGGACACUGAGAUCUACAAGACAGAGAUUAUGUACUCUGUGUUGGUGCAUCCAGGGUACCUUAAUUGCUAUAGCCAGUACCCACGCCUGCCCUGCCAUGAUGACAAAGUGUGUGGGUACUUCCAGGGUGACAUGUCAUGGCGCUGUCAGGCUCCUUCAGAAAGCCAUCGCCAGACGCUGGAGGUGGACAGAGAGGGGUGUACUGUGCAUGUGAGCUCACUUGAGAGUGAAGUUUAUAAUGUGUGGGAUCAUGUGGCUGUAGCCUUCCACAUGGAGCCAGACUGGAUUCUGGAUGUGGAUCGGGAUCAACUGUACAGAAGUGUGAGCGUAUGUGAAGUCACUGAAUGGAAUCUCCUGAGGGAGCCAGACCGUGCCCUCAGUAAGCGUAAGGCUUCCAAAAUACUACAGGACAUAACUAGUGAACAUGAUUUAGGCCAUUUGCACUACUAUUGAUCAGGGGUGUCCAGUCUUAUUGCUGGCAAAUUGGUGACUGCAAACAUUUUUUAGAAACCCAACCAAAUGCAUCCAACCCAUUAAUCUAGGUGAUGAGAGUACACACACACACACACACAUCUUCUAAACUGCUUAUCCUUCUGGAUCGCGUUGGGAGCUGGAGCCUAUCCCAGCAGUCAUUGGGUGGAAGGCAGGAUACACCCUGGACAGGUCACCAGUCCAUCGCAGGGCAGACACACAGACUUAUACAUUCACACCCACCCUCACACCUAGUGGCAAUUUUGCAUGUCCAAUUAGCCUGACUGCAUGUCUUUGAACUGUGGGAAGAAACCAGAGUACCCGGAGGAAACCCACGCAGACACGGGGAGAACAUGCAAACUCCAUGAUGAAAAAACGUAAACCAUUACAAAUGACAAAUAUUUCUCUGAAAGUGUAAUGGGAUUGCUUUCCUUUGAUUGAAAAAAAUAAUCUCACCAUUCAUCACUUUACUUUUAAGUUACUCUCUAAAACCCAUACAAAUCUGCACCAAGCGUAAAAAAAUAAGGAAUGAAAGGCUAACCUAGCAGUCCUUUCAAAUCUUUACCUAGAAAGAAAUAGCCAACUGUGGUAAACAAUCAUUAAAAAGGCAUGUAACUACCCCUGUCUGUACUCUGAACACAGGGGUGGAGCUACACCUCCAAAAGUGGUGGGGCAAAACAUAAUGUUUCAAAAAAAAAAAGCGGCUGGCCGAGUGACGAAAUGCAAGUAGGCCACUGACUAAAGCCGCCUUUCAUGUCAUGCUAAGAAUAUGUCUUUAUAAACCUACUCAGAGGUGGGAAGUAACUAGUUACAUUUACCCAAGUAUAUGUACUUCACUAAAGUACUGAUGGAUUUUUACUCUCCUAAGUAUUUUUCAAAUCAUAUUACUUUUACUUCUACUGAAGUGAGUAAAGGAAUCUUAUUAUGAUAGUUGUUAUAUUUGUACUGCUGUGUGAUUGGUUAUAUCUCAGACUUUGGAGUUUUGUAUUUUAAAACAUUCCAAAAAGAGAAGAACAGAGCUGCACAAUCUUCAGUUCCUAUGCUGAUAAAUGCUGGAUGUAGUAGACGUUCCACUGCAGUACUGAGUACUUAAGUAGAUUUUCAUCCUGCUUCUUUUGUAUUUCCACUGAAGUUGUUCUGGGGAAAGUACUUUUACUUGUGUAAUUAUUUUAUGCAAGCAUCUGUAUUUUUACAGCUUCAGUAGCUGCAGCCUUAGAUAGCAGUAUUUGUUAACUAACAUUUCUGAAGAACAUCAGACUGUUUUCAUACACAGUUCAUUUUAUAAAGUUUUUUGUGAUAUUGUAUCUCUUUCAUUUGGUUCGGAUGGUGAACUGCAAGGACUAAAGUGGACUAAAUUACACUCAUGGGUGUUUGUUCAUUGAUCAGAAGUUUUGCAGGGAUGCAAGCGCUCUGUUACUCUCACAUUCACCACCAGAAACAGAAAAUAGAAACACUUAUCGUCUGUGUGUAUAGCAGUUUUAAUUUAACCGAUCUGGUCACUGAUGCUUGGCUAAAAAUGAUGCUCCACGGUCAAUGUUUCACAAUUUAAUGCAUAUUAUUAUUUUAUUCCUUGUCUCUCAUUAUUCACAGCAGCUCGCAGUGCAGGAACAAUAUCCAGGAAAUGCAAAAUCUGCAACACAAACAUAGUCAUUUUAUUUACUAUUCAAAACCAUCAGUGAACCUACAUGUAUCUCAUAAGUUUUAUAUUGUCCAGAGAAACAAACAUGUAUCUCUAAAUUAGUAGCCUUAGAGGAGAAGGCAAAAACAGUCUUAACUUUCAAUUUAAGUUAAUGUAAAUAAGUUUAAUUACAUGUUCUUUUAGAGCAUUUCUAUUGUUCCAUUAAAUAUGGACAUAGGAUGGGGUAGGAUGGCCUCCAUCCCUCAGGACAUCUGUUAGCAGACUUGCUUCAAAAUACUGCAAAAAAUCUAUUUCUCUAAUACUGUCCACUAGAUGGCUGUGCAGAGCUGCACAAAUAUUGCUUGCAAUUGAAAGUACCACAAAGAAAAAGUCCAGGCAGUACAGCUCUGACCUGUACAAAGCACGUAUUUUCAAUGACAUAUAAGUCAACUAAUAAGCCUUAAUAUACUGUUAUUCUGGGGUUUUCUUUUUGUAUACUUCUACUUUCUUCUGUCCUGUUUGCUAUUCCAAUUUUGCAUGGCUUAAUAAUAUUGUGGCAUGUUUUGUUAACAUGGAAGAGAAACCUGAAUAAAGACUUUUAUGAAGAAAAAACUU
Molecule: messenger RNA, 3308 nt
Organism: Colossoma macropomum (tambaqui)
Lineage: Eukaryota; Metazoa; Chordata; Actinopteri; Characiformes; Serrasalmidae
Exons: 2
Coding region: 101-1057 (318 amino acids)
Source: RefSeq, a predicted model, not a curated record